CUGGAGAGCUGGCUGUUGAAUCUCCGGAGAAGUAAAGCAAGUGCUCUGGUCAGAGUCAGAAACGUCUGUUGAUCCAAAGGGAACAAGAGUAAAUUUAGUAAGGAAAGAGAUUACCUGUUUUGAAGAGAAAUUCCAGGAGGGAGUUGCUCAGAGGAGUCCUGCUCUGGAGUCUAGAAAUCCAAGAUCAAGGUGUUGGUGGGGCAGUGCUCCCUCUGAAGGCAUUAGAGAAUGAUCUGUUCCAGGAUAAGUAGGUGUGCCUUUACAUGCCCUGUCAGCUUCCUGGGCCUCUCAGCAGACUCUCAAAUCCAGAAUUCAACUUAAUCAUUUCCUGACAAAAGAAUGCAAUUUCCACUGACCUUUGUUUUGCACCUUGGAUUGCUCAGUUAUGUGAAAGCUGAGGAUGAAUGCAACAGAGGUUCCUGCCGUCCCCCAACCGGCAAUCUCCUUCUGGGCCGCAGCACACAGCUCAUGGCUUCUUCUACCUGCGGGCUGAACGGGGCCCAGAAAUACUGCAUCCUUGGCUACCUCGAGGGGAAACAAAAAUGCUUCAUCUGUGACUCCAGAUUUCCGUACAAUCCUCAUACCCAAUCCAACAGCCACACCAUUGAGAAUGUGAUUCCAAGUUUUGAACUAGAUAGAGAAAAGAAAUGGUGGCAAUCUGAAAAUGGUCUGGAUCAUGUCAGCAUCAGAUUGGACCUCGAGGCAUUAUUUCAGUUCAGCCACCUCAUUCUGACCUUCAAGACUUUUCGGCCUGCCGCAAUGUUAGUUGAACGUUCCACGGACUAUGGACGCACCUGGAAAGUGCUCAAAUAUUUUGCAAAAGACUGUGCUACUUCCUUUCCCAACAUCACAUCUAGCCAGGCCCAGGAAGUGGGAGACCUUGUUUGCGACUCCAAAUAUUCGGAUAUUGAGCCCUCAACUGGUGGUGAGGUCGUUUUAAAAGUUUUGGAUCCCAGCUUUGAAAUAGAAAACCCCUACAGCCCCUACAUCCAGGACCUUGUGACAUUAACAAACCUGAGGAUAAACUUUACCAAACUCCACACCCUUGGGGAUGCUUUGCUUGGAAGGAGGCCAGAUGAUUCCCUUGAUAAAUACUACUAUGCUAUCCAUGAGAUGGUGGUCCGGGGCAGCUGUUUUUGCCACGGCCACGCCAGCGAGUGCGGUCCAAUGCAGGAGGUGCGGGGAGAUGUGUUCAGCCCUCCCGGAAUGGUUCAUGGUCGGUGUGUCUGUCAACACAAUACAGAUGGCCCCAACUGUGAGCGGUGCAAGGACUUCUUCCAGGACGCUCCUUGGAGGCCAGCCACAGGCCUGCAGGACAGCACUUGCAGAGCUUGUAACUGUAACAGCCACUCUGAGCGCUGUCACUUCGACAUGACCGCGUACCUGGCCAGCGGCGGAGUCAGCGGGGGCGUGUGCGAGGGCUGCCAGCACAACACGGAGGGCCAGCACUGUGACCGCUGCAGACCCCUCUUCUACAGGGACGCGCGCAAGGCCAUCUCGGAUCCGUACGCAUGCCUUCCUUGUGAAUGUGACCCUGAUGGGACCAUAUCGGGAGGCAUUUGUGUGAGCCACUCUGAUCCUGCCUUGGAGUUGGUGGCUGGCCAGUGCCUGUGUAAGGAGAACGUGGAAGGAGCCAAAUGUGACCAGUGCAAGCCCAACUACUUCGGACUGAAUGCCUCUGACCCCAUGGGCUGUCAACCCUGCACCUGUCAUCCUGUUGGGAGUCUGCCUCUCUCCACCUGCGAUGUGGAUACAGGCCAGUGCCUGUGCCAGCCCCUGGCCACCGGACCACGUUGCGAGGAGUGCGCUGUUGGAUACUGGGGACUGGAAAGUCAUCCUCACGGAUGUUCUCCCUGUGACUGUGAUAUUGGAGGUGCUUAUUCUAACGUGUGCUCCCCUGAGGAUGGGCAGUGUAAGUGCCGUCCCCAUGUCACUGGCCACAGCUGCACUGAGCCAGCCCCCGGCUACUUCUUUGCUCCUUUGAAUUUCUAUCUCUAUGAGGCCGAGGAAGCCACAGCACUCCAAGGACUGGCGCCUUUGAUAUUAGCAACAGCUCUGCCUACAUGUGAUGUGUAUUUCCAGCAACAAGGGAAUGAUUUUGUAAUUGACAAAGGAAAUAUAAUACUGAAGAGAAAUCAGAAGCAGAGCAUAGGUGCCAACGAGCAGAGUGAGGGCUCAGUGACUUUUGGCCAGGUGCCUGCUGUUCACGUUGUUUUCCGAGAGCCGGUUCCUGGGACGCCUGUCACGUGGACUGGACCUGGAUUUGCCAGGGUUCUCCCAGGGGCUGGCUUAAGAUUUACUGUCAGCAACGUUCCCUUUCCCAUGGACUUCACUGUGGCCAUUCGCUAUGAAACGCAGUCCACAGCUGACUGGACUGUCCAGAUCGUGGUUAAAGCCCCUGGAGGGAGAGAGCACUGUACACACCAGACCCUACCGCUAAAGCCUCAGUCUUUUGCCUUACCAGUGGCUUCCAGGAUUGUGCUUCUUCCUACACCCAUCUGUUUAGAACCAGAUACACAAUAUUCCAUAGAUGUCUACUUUUCCCAGCCUUUGCAAGGCAGGUCCCAUGCUCAUUCAUACAUCCUUGUUGAUUCCCUUGGUCUCAUUCCCCAAAUCAAUUCAUUGGAGGAUUUCUUCAGUAAGCAGAAUUUACACGAGUAUCAGCUGCACAACUGUGUUGACGUUGCCUCCGAAACAGGGCCUCGGGUGCUCCCUGGUGUGUGUGAAAGCCUCCUCGUCAGCGUAUCUGCCAGGCUCCACAAUGGGGCAGUGGCCUGCAAGUGUCACCCCCAGGGCUCUGCUGGGACCAGCUGCAGCCGGUUGGGAGGCCAGUGCCAGUGUAAGCCUCAGGUGACCGGACGCAGCUGUGACAGGUGCUCAACAGGAAGCUACGGUUUGGGGCAUCGUGGUUGUCAGUCAUGCUACUGCCACCCUCAAGGCUCAAAGAGUACUGUAUGUGACCAAAUAACAGGACAGUGCCCCUGCCAGGAAGCGGUGGCUGGCCACCAUUGUGACCGGUGCCUGCAGGGCUACUUUGGAUUUCCCAACUGCCGCCCUUGCUUUUGUAAUGGGUUCACUGAGCUCUGUGAUCCAGAGACAGGAUCAUGCUUCAAUUGUGGGGGGUUUACAACUGGAAGUAACUGUGAAAGGUGCAUCGAUCAUUACUAUGGACACCCGCCUUCGGGACAGCCCUGCCGCCCUUGCCCGUGUCCAGAGCUGCCCUGGAGCAAUCGGCAUUUUGCCCAUUCUUGUCAUCAGAGUCCUUGGAGCUCAGACGUAAUCUGUCAUUGUCUUCACGGUUAUGCAGGUAAGCAGUGUGAAGAAUGCUCUGCUGGUUUCUAUGGAAAUCCAAGAAUUUCUGGAGCACCUUGCCGGCCAUGUGCCUGCAACAACAACAUCGAUGUAACUGACCCCGAGUCCUGCAGCCGACGGACAGGGGAGUGCCUUAAGUGUCUGCACAACACUCAGGGGCCCAACUGCCAGCUCUGCAAACCAGGUCACUUUGGAUCAGCCCACAAUCAGACCUGCAGAAGGUGCUCCUGUCAUCCUGCUGGCGUGAAUGCCACUGCGUGUCCCCCUGGCCAGGGAGCUUGCCUCUGUGACCCUGACACUGGCACAUGCCCUUGUCUGCCCAACGUCACAGGAUGGACCUGUGACCGUUGUGCUGAUGGGUACUGGAACCUGAUCCCUGGCAGAGGAUGUCAGCCCUGUGACUGUGACCCCCGGACCUCACACAGCAGCCACUGUGACCAGCUUACAGGCCAGUGUCCCUGUAAAUUGGGCUAUGAUGGGAAGCGCUGCACAGAGUGCAAGGAAAAUUAUUAUGGUGAUCCACUGGGGCGAUGUAUUGCAUGUGACUGCAACAGGGAAGGUACUCAGGAGCCCACCUGUGACCGGGACACGGGCACAUGCAGCUGCCGGGAGGGUGUUGGUGGCCAGCGGUGUGACCGCUGUGCGAGGGGACAUGGCCAGGAAUUCCCUGCUUGUCUGCGGUGUCACUUGUGCUUUGAUCAAUGGGACCACACCAUUUCUUCCCUCUCCAGAGCAGUGCAAGGGUUAAUUAGGCUGGCUGCUGACAUGGAAGAUAAAAGAGAGACCCUGCCUGUCUGUGAGACUGACUUCAAAGGCCUCCGAGAGAACAUGUCUGAAAUAGAAAGGAUUUUGAAACAUCCUGUUUUCUCUGCUGGGGAAUUCUUAAAAGUCAAGGAUUAUCAUGACUCUGUUCGGAAACAAAUCGUGCAGCUAAGCGAGCAACUGAAAACAGUGUAUGAAUUUCAGGAUCUGAAAGAAACAAUAGUAAAAAUGAGGAGGGAAGCAGACCUCUUACUUGAAAAUCUUCAGGAAGAAAUUGAUUCGCACUCCAGUGCCCCUAAUGCAAGCAUCGUGGAGAACAUCAAGAAGUAUUAUCAGAGAUCUUCAUCUGCGGAAAAGAAAACUAACGGAACUACUUCCAUCAUAAAUAACUCUGAAAAAACCAGAAAUGACUUACUUACCAUUUUAGAUACACUAACCUCAAAAGAAAACUCGUCACUGGAAAAGUUAAAGCAGAUUAAGAUACCAGAUAUCCAAAUGUUGAAGCAAAAGGUGUGUGGAGAACGAGGGGACAUGCCAUGUGUGCUUGCUUCCGGUGGUGUCCCAAACUGUUGUGACUCCCUAACCCUCUCGACGAAUGCCCUGCAGAAAGCUCAGGAAGUAGAGCCUAUGAUUCAUAAUUUGGGCAACCAGUUUCAAGGGUUGAAGAAUCAGAUCAAAAAUAUAAGUAAACUGGCAGAAGUCUCCAAAAUCAAUGCCUUACAGUUAAGUGAGAAACUGUGGAAUAUGAAAAACCGAAGUGAAUCUGAAGAAGAAAAUAUGAAUCUUUUCAUAAAAAAACUGAAAAAAUUUCUGUUAGAGGAAAACGUGCCUCCAGAGGACAUAGAGAUGGUUGCAAAUCGUGUACUUGACAUCCACCUGCCAAUAGCAUCACAGAAUCUAACCCAUGAACUUGACAAAAUACAGAAACUCAUGCAACUCUGUGAGGACUCCAGGACAGAGGAGCACAGGCUGAAUAAAGCCGCAGAGGGAGCCCAGAAGGCUUUGGUGGCGGCAAAAGCAGCUGAAGAAGCAGCAAAUGUUCUAUUAAAUCUUGACAAAAUACUGAAUAAGUUGCAACGAGUUCCAGUCACUCAAGGACGGGCAAAUUCUACCAUCACACAGCUGACUGCAGAGAUAACAAAAAUAAAAAAGAAUGUAUUGCAGGCUGAAACUCAAGCCCAGGAGACCAGGAGUGAGUUGGACUCAGCAAAGCAACAGUCAACCCUGGAGGACGGGCUUUCCCGGCUGCGGAUCAAGUUGCGAAGGAUUCCAGAGCGAGCUCUCCAGGCAGAAGCUCAGGCCCAGUCCGCCGGGCGCCAGGCUGGAGGCCUUGAGGAGGAAUUUGUUGAGCUGAAAAAUCAAUAUGCGAUUCUCCAACAUAAGACAAGUGCUGCAGGACUGACAAUGGAAACAGUAGGAAAAGUGAAGCAGCUAAAAGAUGCAGCAGAAAAAUUGGCUGGAGAUACAAAGGACAAGAUAAGAAGACUAACAGAUUUAGAAAAGAAGAUCCAAGAUUUGAAUCUAAGUAGACAAGAAAAAGCUGAUCAAUUGAAACUGCUGGAAGAUCGAGUUAUUGCCAUUAAAAAUGAAAUUAUUGAGCAAGAAAAUAAACAUGCAGCCUGCUAUGUUUAGGCAAAGCGACAGGAAGUGAAAGCCUCUGCCUUGGUUUCUGGUUUCUGAUGAGCAAACUGAGGGGCUCUGCUGAGCUCAGGCAGCACAGGGGUCAUCCCUCAGGCCUCCCUUCCUGGAGCCCUUCCCUGUGGCAGAUUUCAGUGGCUGGAGAGUGGAACUGGGCCCAGGAAAUGACAACUCCUAUGGAAUAAAACGGGGAACAAGAGAUUGUCUCUGGCUUCAGAAACCUUUCCUCUUGCCUUUCAUAACUUAAAAAUAAUUAGUUACAUACUACAAGUACAAAUCUAAAUAAGUAUUCUAUUUACUAAUACUCAUUUCAGUCAAAUGAACCAAAAGUUUAAAUGAAUUGCCAGAGGCUGGGGCUGGGGAACAAUGGGGAGUUACUAACCAACUGGCAUAAAGUUUCUGCUAAGCAAAUGAAUUCCUUCUAGAGAUCCGCUACACGUUUUAUAUAUAGUUAACGAUAAUGUACUGUACACUUGAAAAUGUGUUAAUAGAGUAGAUUUCAUAUUAAAUGUUCUUACCACAAUAAAAUAAAAUGAAUAAGCUGAAACAAAUUAAAAUAAAU
Messenger RNA from Rhinolophus ferrumequinum (greater horseshoe bat), 6274 nucleotides. It is a transcript of the gene LAMB4, whose product is annotated as laminin subunit beta 4. Bases 340 to 5706 code for a protein of 1788 amino acids. Lineage: Eukaryota; Metazoa; Chordata; Mammalia; Chiroptera; Rhinolophidae. The transcript is spliced from 37 exons. The record is from RefSeq and is a predicted model, not a curated record.